AACCGUUUGGCUCUUUCUCCACAAGCAAGCAACCUUACAAUGUAUCCCAAUUGCUUUUCAAUCUAAUUUUUUUAAGGAUUUAUCAAAUGCUACACUUAUGUAAUCAAAACACAUCGCUCAUUUGGGAUUUUAACUAUCAAGCCGCCAUCUCGGAGUAGAUUUAUAACUCUUUAUUGUGACUAUAUUUUAGAAAAUAGAGGUGGAGGAAGAGAUUCCAUAUAAGGAGCACAGCAGAGAAGGCACCCGUUGUGUGAUCUGGACAGUUUAAACUGAAAAGGGAUUACUGUCAGUUAUCUGAAUGACACUCGGGCACAUGGUGCUGAGACUGGUGGACUGUACACUUUCAAAACAUAUUUGUUGUGAAAACAGACUUACUACUGUGGCCUAUGUCCUGUUUGCUGACCUCAUGGUGUAACCAGGUGUAAAGAUGAGCAUAAGCAGUGAUGAGGUCAACUUUCUUGUGUACAGAUACCUACAGGAGUCAGGAUUUUCCCACUCAGCCUUCACGUUUGGCAUAGAGAGCCACAUCAGCCAGUCCAACAUCAAUGGAGCCCUGGUGCCCCCUGCUGCCCUCAUCUCCAUCAUACAGAAGGGCCUGCAGUACGUGGAGGCCGAAGUCAGCAUUAAUGAGGACGGUACGCUGUUCGACGGACGGCCGAUCGAGUCCCUGUCGCUCAUCGAUGCGGUAAUGCCGGAUGUGGUGCAGACACGGCAGCAGGCCUACCGAGACAAGCUGGCCCAGCAGCAGGCAGCCCAGGCCCCCCCGGCCACCACCACAAACUUGACGGCCAAUGCCAAGAACGGAGAGAACACGGCCAACGGCGAGGAGAACGGAGCUCACACCUUAGCUAAUCUUGCACAUGCUGAUGAGGUGCUCUCUGUGUGCCAUACAGACAACCACGUCGACAUGAUGGAGGUGGAUGGGAAUGUGGCGAUUCCCCAGAACAAAGCCUUGGUGCUCCGAGGUCACGAGUCAGAGGUGUUCAUCUGCGCCUGGAACCCUGUCUCCGACCUGCUUGCCUCCGGGUCUGGGGACUCGACGGCACGGAUCUGGAACCUGAGUGACAGCAGCUCCACACAGCUUGUACUGAGACACUGCAUACGGGAGGGAGGUCAGGACGUCCCCAGCAACAAAGACGUCACAUCAUUAGACUGGAACAGUGAGGGUACGUUACUAGCAACCGGCUCAUAUGAUGGAUUUGCCAGGAUAUGGACAAAGGAUGGUGAUCUUGCAAGUACCCUGGGUCAACACAAAGGUCCCAUUUUUGCAUUAAAAUGGAACAAAAAAGGAAACUUUAUUCUUAGUGCCGGAGUAGAUAAGACUACAAUCAUAUGGGAUGCUCACACAGGAGAAGCAAAGCAGCAGUUCCCGUUCCAUUCAGCACCUGCUCUGGAUGUGGACUGGCAGAGCAACAACACGUUUGCCUCCUGCAGUACAGACAUGUGCAUCCACGUGUGUAAGCUUGGCCAAGACAGGCCUAUCAAGACAUUCCAAGGACACACAAAUGAAGUGAAUGCAAUCAAAUGGGAUCCAACCGGUAACCUGCUAGCCUCUUGCUCAGAUGACAUGACGCUGAAGAUCUGGAGUAUGAAACAGGACACAUGCGUUCAUGAUCUGCAAGCUCACAGCAAAGAGAUCUACACUAUCAAAUGGAGCCCCACCGGUCCUGGAACCAACAACCCCAAUGCCAAUCUGAUGCUUGCCAGCGCGUCCUUUGAUUCGACGGUGCGGCUGUGGGAUGUGGACCGAGGCAUCUGCAUCCACACGUUAACCAAACACCAGGAGCCUGUCUACAGUGUGGCCUUCAGCCCAGACGGCAGGCAUCUGGCCAGCGGCUCCUUCGACAAGUGUGUUCACAUCUGGAACACGCAGACUGGCGCUUUAGUCCAUAGUUACAGGGGGACAGGGGGGAUCUUUGAAGUUUGCUGGAAUGCAGCAGGUGACAAAGUGGGAGCAAGUGCAUCAGAUGGAUCUGUUUGUGUAUUAGAUCUGCGGAAAUAACACUGCUUGUUGGAAGCCAUGGACCGACAAUGAAUGUGUACAUAGCCAAAAUGACUGUCCCUGCGCCAUGUACUGCUAGUCCCGCUUAAACCAUGGCUGGCCACUACAGACCAGAAACAAGCCCCCCGACACAGCAGAUUCAGGAGCAAGGACACGCUCUGUGCAGCAAGUCGUUAGGACCAGAGACAUUAAAGGGACACAGACAAAAAAAUGUAAAUGAAGAAAAAAAAAGCAGAUCUGUAUAUGUACCAACAUUUGGAAGCUAUUUUGCUUUUUGAUCUUUAAACCAUGCUCAUCAAGACAAAAAAAUAUGUUUUAACUUUAUUGGUAGUUCAGUCUCUGUGUGCUGACAUAUAUCGGCUUUCCAAUCCAGUGGCCGGCAGUUAGGUUUUUAACAAAAUCAUUUAUAUUAUUUCAAUAUUUAAGUUUAUAUUUUUUGGGGUCACAAGUGGAGGAGUCAUCUUUUUAUACACACUCACAAAACUGUUCUUUGAAGAAAAUCAUAUUUGGUAGUGUACGCUUUGUGGUUCAAAACAAUAUCGGGACUUGAAGAAAUGUCAUUUUUUCAAUUGUAGUUUUUACUGUUGACAUCUAAAUGCAGUAGUUUUUUUAUUUAUUUUUUCUAAAGAAUACAUUGUUUCUCCUGACCAUAAUAUGAGUACAAAUUAACAUGGGCGCACAUGAAAGAAGAGGCAUUAUACAUCUAGAUGCUUUAAAGCCAUGUUUAUGGUUGGUUUGUGCACAAUCGAUGGCGCUAGAGAAACAUUCCAUGAUUCCCUCCUGGACAAAGCUGUACUGCUGUAGCUAUCAUGUGGAAACACAUCAGGUAUUGGAUCGGUUAAAGAAGAGAAGCAGACAAAUCAGUACCUAAUGACCCCCCCCCCCCCCCCCCUCUAGUGUGAAGGAUUGGAACUGUGAUGUCCACUGGACCUUUCACAACAGUGUUACCACUGGGGAAACGGAGGCCCCCUUUACAACAUAUAGCAAAAAUAAAGACUUGCUUUAAGUUUUGUAUUCUUCUAAUGACUACUUAGCUGAUAAUGUGUUUCUCUUACUGAUUAUUUUCAAGUACAUUUCAUAUUGCUGAUUUAUCAUAUUUGUGCCCAUUAGGGUUUUACUCAAAAUGCUUUACAUUUUUAUAAGGCAAAGGUUUUUUUAUUCCUGUAGAUAAUUUCCCACAAUAGAUAUUGACAGUGGUUAUUUGGAUCACAAACAAGCAAUGCUGUUUUCAGUAGAAAAAUUUCAUCUUAAAGCAAGUCUGGGUGUUGGGCUAGGAAUCAGACAUCACAUGGAGUAACAUACACCAUAUACAUUACUACAUUAAGUAGUUAAAAUGUUAACUGAAUUUGAAGCAGUCAUGCAACACUGUGUGGUAUAAUUGUACAUUCAUGUAAAUGUAUCUUUUCAAAUCAUUGUGAGCAGAGAAGUCCCCAACUGGUCAGUAAGCAAUCGACAGUUACAGUGGCUUGUGAAAGUAUUCACCCCCCCCCCCCCCUUGGCAUUUUCCCUAUUUUGUUACCUUACAACUUGGAAUUAAAAUAUAUUUUUUUUGGGGGGGGGGGGGGUUGUAUCAUUUGAUUUACACAACAUGCCUACUACCACUUUGAAGAUGCAAAAUAUUUUUUAUUGUGAAACAAACAAGAAAAAAAAAACUUAACUUGAGCAAUUACAGCUGCAAGUAUUUUGGGGUAUGUCUCUAUAAGCUUGGCACAUUUAGCCAUGGGGAUUUUUGCCUUUUCUUCAAGGCAAAACUGCUCCAGCUCCUUCAAGUUUGGAUGGGUUCCGCUGGUGUACAGCAAUCUUUAAGUCAUACCGCAGAUUCUCAAUUGGAUUGAGGCCUGGGCUUUGACUAGGCCAUUCCAAGACAUUUAAAUGUUUCCCCUUAAACCACUUGAGUGUUGCUUUAGCAGUAUGCUUAGGGUCAUUGUCCUGCUGGAAGGGGAACCUCUGUCCCAGUCUCAAAUCUUUAAGACUGAAACGGGUUUCCCUCAAGAAUUUCCCUGUAUUUGUAUAACCGCCAUCAUUCAAUUCUGACCAGUUUCCAAGUCUCUGCCGAUGGAAAAACACAGCAUGAUACUAUGCUUCACUGUGGGGAUAUUGUUCUCGGGGUGAUGAGAGGUGUUGGGUUUGGCCAAAAAGCUCAAUUUUAGUCUCAUCUGACUAGAGUACCAUCUUACAUUUGUUUGGGGAGUCUCGCACAUGCCUUUUGGCGAACACUUAUUUUUUUUCUUUAAGCAAUGGCCACUCUUCUUUUUCUGGCCACCCUUCUGUAAAGCCUAGCUCUGUGGAGUGUACGGCUUAAAGUGGUCCUAUGGACAGAUACUUCAAUUGCCGCUGUGGAGCUUUGCAGCUCCUUCAGGGUUUCCUUUGGUCUCUUUGUUGCCUCUGAUUAAUGCCCUCUUUGCCUGGUCUUUGAGUUUUGGUGGGCGGCCCUCUCUUGGCAGGUUUGUUGUGGUGCCAUAUUCUUUCUAGUUUUUAGUAUUGGAUUUAAUGGUGCUCUGUGGGAUGUUCAAAGUUUCUGAUAUGUUUUUAUAACCCAACCCUGAUCUGUACUUCUCCACAACUUUGUCUCUGACCUGUUUGGAGAGCUCCUUGGUCUUCACAGUGCCGCUUGCUUAGUGGUGUUGCAGACUCUUUGGCCUUUCAGAACAGGUGUAUAUAUACUGAGAUGAUGUGACAGAUCAUGUGACACUUAGAUUGCACACAGGUGGACUUUAAAGAAUUCUGAAGGUAAUUGGUUGCACCAGAUCUUAUUUAUAGGCUUCAUAGCAAAGGGGGUGAAAGCAUAUGCACGCACCACUUUUAUGUUUUUUUUAUAUAUAUUUUUUCCAUUUCACUUCACCAAUUUGGACUAUUUGUGUAUGUCCAUUACAUGAAAUCCAAAUAAAUAUAUAUUUAAAUGACAGGUUGUAAUGCAACAAAUAAGAAAAAUGCCAAGGGGAAUGAAUACUUUUGCAAGGCACUGUAAGUCAUUUUGGAUGGACUUUUUAACAAUUUCAUUUGAAAUGGGACAAAUCUGAAUAUUCACCAAUUACUUUCUAGAUAUCCAGUUAAAUGUAGUGUUUUUAAAACAAAGCAAGCCAUUCUAAUUUUAACGAUUGCAGAGUGAGGUUUCGCCUUGAUAGAACUGUGAGGAUCCAGAAGCAACUGCGAUGGCCAGGAUUCCUUGUCCCCCUUGUUUAAGCCUUAUAUCUUAAGUUUAUUUUUUAAGGAUAUCGCUAGACAUAGGGCCGGAUGCAUAGGCCCAUAUGAAGCCUACUCCUGGUCUUAUAAAGCACUUUCAAUGGAAACAUUGAGGAUGUUUUAGUCUUUGAGUAGGUUUAAUCAGGGUCUGCAAUUGUCCCAUAAAGUUGCAUUUUAUACAAAGUGUAGACCUUUUAAAUCUGUAUAAACCGUCUACUCUAAGUAGAUUGCACCAUCUGGACACUAUUUAUUAUACAGUCCAUGACAGUGGAAAGGUAUUUGAGGUUUUAUUUUAUGAUAAAUCUGCUGUCUUCGUGUCUGCUUUGCCCUUCAUUUUCACGACCUGAAUUCUAAUCAUAUUUUUAUGAUGUGUAUGUCCCCUGGACAUUUUGUACUCUUUUAAAACUUUUGUAAUUCAUAUUUCUUUGUAGCCUAAAGGAGUCAAAUGUAUGAUUAUUGGGGAUACUCAAGUACUGUGUGUUCCAGUUUAAUUAUUUUUUGGGUUCCACAUUGCAUCAUGAGUGCCCACACCCCACCCUUGGUUUCUCAAGUUUUGUUUUUGCAGAUUCUCCUUACAUUGCAUUGAUCUGUUGUAAUUUUAACCAGAUCUGAAAAAAGUCCAGAAUAAAAUAUAUUUUGAUAUUAAUA
Molecule: messenger RNA, 5833 nt
Organism: Oncorhynchus kisutch (coho salmon)
Lineage: Eukaryota; Metazoa; Chordata; Actinopteri; Salmoniformes; Salmonidae
Product: F-box-like/WD repeat-containing protein TBL1XR1
Exons: 17
Coding region: 428-2002 (524 amino acids)
Biological process (GO): regulation of transcription by RNA polymerase II
Cellular component (GO): histone deacetylase complex
Molecular function (GO): transcription corepressor activity; protein binding
Source: RefSeq, a predicted model, not a curated record